This is a messenger RNA of Lacerta agilis (Sand lizard), 2240 nucleotides long. RefSeq names its product RANBP2-type and C3HC4-type zinc finger containing 1 (gene RBCK1). The transcript is spliced from 13 exons. Lineage: Eukaryota; Metazoa; Chordata; Lepidosauria; Squamata; Lacertidae. The record is from RefSeq and is a predicted model, not a curated record. Gene Ontology annotation, biological process: positive regulation of canonical NF-kappaB signal transduction; protein linear polyubiquitination; proteasome-mediated ubiquitin-dependent protein catabolic process. Gene Ontology annotation, cellular component: LUBAC complex. Gene Ontology annotation, molecular function: ubiquitin-protein transferase activity; ubiquitin binding. The coding region runs from base 85 to 1638 and encodes 517 amino acids.
GCCGGCGGCUCCCGCGGAUCCGCCUGGGAGGUCCACCACAUAUGAAUUUUGUGGCUCUGGAAGCGAUUGGUGAGAGCAGCCUUUAUGGAUGAGGCUACCAGAAAAGCAGAGGAGCAGGCCCUGAAGCUGGCAGAAGCCAUCAGCGGAGGGGACGAGAGGGCAGCCCAGGAGUGUGCCGCCUGGCUGGCCCAGCGACGUGCCCCCGUCGUGGUGCAGCUACAGCAGGACGCCUACUCCACGCAAGACAUCAGGCUGUGGGUGGGCGUGGAAGAUGCCCAGAUGAGCACCGUCCCCAUUUACCUCAAAGUCCAGCCUUGCAUGACGUUGGCAUCCCUCAAAGACAUGGUGUUCCUCCACUACGGCUUCCCCCCCUGCAUCCAGAGGUGGGUGAUGGGGCAGAGGCUCCCCCGAGACCACGAGACCCUUCACUACCACGGCAUCCAGAAGGACGGCGAUGCAGUUUACCUGUACCUUCUCUCUGCCAGGGCAGCAAAGCUUAGCAAAGACGCCUUGGAGCGGGACCACGAGCGCAGGCAGCUGGAAGAGCUGGGCAUUCGAGAGGGUGUCUUGGUGCCACGGGGGACGCCAGAACCGGCAGCCUCGACGCCAGCGGGCCCCUUGGGCACCCCGAACCUCCAAGAGGAGAAGAGGGGCACCACAUCACCUCUGCCUGCCAUGCCCCCACUGGUCGGCUGGGAAUGCCCAACGUGCACCUUCGUCAACAAGCCCACCUGGCCUGGCUGUGAGAUGUGCUGCGCUGAGCGCCCCAAGGGAUACACCCUGCCAGAAGGGUACCAGCCGGAUGUGGAGGAGCUGCAGCGGUUGCAGAAGGAGGAGGAAGCCACACGCCAGUAUGAGCAGGCUAAGGAGCAGAAGAAACAGAAAAACUACCAGCGGCUCCUGCAGCUGGAUGGACAGAGCUUGGUGCCGUCGGACGAGGCCCUAGAGUGCCCCAUCUGCUUCUUGUCCCUGCAGCCGGGCGAGGGGGUGACCUUGCGGGAAUGCUUGCAUUCCUUCUGCAAGGACUGCUUGAGAGGAACCAUCCUCAACAGCCAGGAGCCUGAAGUACGCUGCCCCUACAUUGACGAAAAAUACUCCUGCCCGGGGCAGUUGCUGGAGCGAGAGGUCAAAGCGCUCCUGAGCAAAGAUGAGUACCAGCGCUUCUUGGACCUGGGAGUCUCCAUUGCCGAAAACCGCAGCCGCUCCAGCUACCACUGCAAAACCACGGACUGCCGGGGCUGGUGCUUCUACGAGGAUGACGUGAACGAGUUCCCAUGCCCCGUGUGCGGGAAGGUGAACUGCCUGCUUUGCCAGGCUAUUCACGAAAACAUGAACUGCAAAGAGUAUCAGGAUGAUCUCCAGAUCCGAGCUCAGAAUGACCAGGCUGCACAGCAGACCACGCAGAUGCUGCUGAACAUGGUUCAGAAAGGGGAGGCCAUGCACUGUCCCACGUGCAAGAUCAUCGUGCAGAAGAAAGACGGCUGCGACUGGAUCCGGUGCACUGUCUGCCACACGGAGAUCUGCUGGGUGACUAAAGGGCCGCGGUGGGGGCCCGCGGGUUCUGGCGAUACCAGCGGGGGCUGCCGCUGCAAGCUGAACGGAGCCCCCUGCCACCCCAACUGUCAGAACUGCCAUUAACCAAGAGUGGAGGAGAACUCUGAACAUCUGGAAGAAGAGGCUGUCUCGCUUGGCGGGCAGGGGAAUGGAAGUCAGGAGCGAACGUCAAGCUGAGCUCUGGACAGCCUGGGCUUUUGGAAUGGCUCUGGCACAGCGAAGUUCAAGACUCACAGGCUCAGCUCAUUCGCCAUAGAGAAGACGACUUGCUCCCCUGUAUUUCCAUACAUGUGAGGGCUGGGCAAAAGGAUUGAGUGGGAAUGCUGGCCUCUUAGUGGGUUCGAGGGCAUGCUGGACUUCUUAUUGUAGUCCUCAUGCAGACAGGCUUUUUGCGAUGUCCGUGGAGAGACACCGUUUUUGCUCCUUUCUCUACAACCAGUUUUCCCUGCUUCCCUUCCUAAUGGCAGCAUUACAUUCUGCAUCCUUCCAAGGCUAUAGGAGCAGAGGCUGCUCUUGCUAAGAUGCAGGUGCUUAGCUAAGCUCUGACCCCUAUCACAGAUUGGGGCAUUGCCCUAUUGGUGCAUUACAACCAGGCUUGUCGGCACUCAGAUCCACUACAAAAUAUGCUGGGUUUUGUGUACAAUUUUUACUUGAUUUGCCCUAAUAAAAGUUAUUUAUAAACUAAA